AUGGCUUCCGAGUAUGCAGCUGCUGGUGAGCGAUACAACCGGGAGAAUAGUGAACUUACAGAUGGUGACGACAAUGACGCAAUGGCUCGCACAGCCGCCAAUUUUGAAGAUCAACUUGGGGAUGAGGAUGAGGACGAGGACCCAAAUCCUGGGGAUAAAGUAUUGUGGUUCGGGCAGCAUAAAGGGCACAAAUAUGACGAACUAUCUCUUUCGUACAUAGAAUGGAUGGUGAACAAGUAUCUGGAGAACCCAGACACUGCUUCGUCAAAUAUCAAGGAGUUCAAGACGUUGUACGAUCGGAAGCAAGUUUGGAUUGAAAAGAAUCCGUCCGAACUCCCGCCCCCCGGCAAGACAAUCAUGUGGUUCGGCAAGCAUAAAGGCAUUGCUUUAGAUAAAUUGGAAGAUGGAUAUGUGAUGAGCCUCGUCAACUUUUAUCACAGAGACGGAGACAGAGCAGAAUCAAAUAUACGAAAAUUCAAGGAAUUGAAAGAUAGAUACGAUUCAUGGCUCAUUGCAAAAAAGAUGCGCACAAGUAAAAGUCCAGGAUCAAUUCCAAUUUGGUUUGGGGAGGACAAGGGUAGAGAGUUUCGGACAAUAUAUGACUCUCAGCCUCGGAAGUGGAGAAAGCUCCUAAAAAUUUGCCGAUGGGCCCCGAUACUCAAAGCCAUUGCUCGUGAAUAUGAGGAAUGGAAGUUGAGAAAACCGCCACGACAACAAGUUGUUUCGCGGAAUAAACCGGUGAUUGUCAAUCCAGUUGGCGAGAGACUAGGGCCGGAUGACGAUGGAGUCGCUUUCGAUGAUGAGUCUUAUAUAUCCGACGAUGGCUUUGUGGUUCAGGAUGAAAGCUCUGAUGAGGAUGAAAGCUCCGAUGAGCAUGAAACAGGGGAGUUGGAGACUGACGAGGAAGUCGACGAAUCAACCACAACUGUAGAUUGUGAGGUCGAUAAAAACACAUCCCCAAAUCUCGAUAGCAGCGAAAGCGAUACAUUAGGAGAAGUGCUACCAGGAACACCGAGUGUACGAAGGUCUUCCAGGCGAAAACCGCUAUAA
Molecule: messenger RNA, 1050 nt
Organism: Botrytis deweyae
Lineage: Eukaryota; Fungi; Ascomycota; Leotiomycetes; Helotiales; Sclerotiniaceae
Exons: 3
Coding region: 1-1050 (349 amino acids)
Source: RefSeq, a predicted model, not a curated record